UGGGGCUACAGCUGCCUGGAUGGGCCCGUGACGUGGUCUGGCGUGUGCUCCACCGUGGGCCAGCAGUCGCCUAUCAACCUCAACUACGACGCCCGCUUCCCGCCCGCCGCCGACCGCACGCUGAGCGUGCUGGCUCCCCGCUUCCCGCGCUUCAUCAAGGAGGGCGCCACCGUGCGCAACACCGGCCACGGCACCAUGCAGGUCAACGUGCCCGAGGGCAUCGAGUAUGAGCUGGGCCCCGGCGGCCAGAAGCACCGCCUGCUGCAGUUCCACUUCCACACCCCCAGCGAGCACACCGUGGACGGCGCCAACCUGGCCAUGGAGGCCCACCUGGUGCACAAGAACCUGGAGACGGGCAACCUGGCGGUGCUGGGCGUGUUCAUCGAGGGGGGCGGCGACAUCCUGCCCAACCCGGUGAUCGGCGAGGCACUGCGCUCCGCGCCGCUGGCGCCCAACGCCGAGACGCGCCUGCAGCGGCCCAUCAACCUGCAGACGCUGCUGCCCAAGGUCCGCACCGCAGACGGCAUGCGCCCCUACGCCCACUACAGCGGCAGCCUGACCACGCCCCCCUGCAGCACAGGCGUGGACUGGUAUGUGUUCCUGGACCCGCUGCAGGUCAACCCGGACCAGGUGGUGGACUUCAUGUUCUUUGCGGGGGCGGGCCGCAAGCCGGGCGUCAACGCGCGCCCGCCGCAGCCGCUGGGCGAGCGCGGCGUCACCUUC
Chlorella variabilis is the source of this 723-nucleotide messenger RNA. RefSeq lists its product as hypothetical. Gene Ontology annotation, molecular function: zinc ion binding; carbonate dehydratase activity. The record is from RefSeq and is a predicted model, not a curated record. The annotation marks the transcript as partial. Lineage: Eukaryota; Viridiplantae; Chlorophyta; Trebouxiophyceae; Chlorellales; Chlorellaceae. The transcript has 3 exons.